GUCAGUCAUUAGCAUUUCAUUGGUUCAGCUGAAAAGGGGCUCUGUGGGGAAUGACUGUAUUCAUUGUGAGGGAUUUCGGCGGCCUCGAGAAGCAGUCUCCGUCACAAUCUGACUUGGUAGGUUUCCUCCUACCUGAUUCACGGGUCCUGCCAUUUUACCACUGGAUAAUUUUUCAUCUGCAAGGUGAUUUGUACUCGCGAAACAGUCAUCGGAACUGCCAGACUCGGCCAUGCAUUAUGCCGAUCGCUCCCCUCUCUAGUUGCCCUCGUGAAAAUGGAACCCCACUAGAAGGGAUUGACUUUCCUUGACUAAAUAAGAGAAAACCGAUCUCAUCACCCAAAGACCGUCAAUUUCAGGACUAUCUCAGCCCAAUUCACUAAAAGACUUGACGUUCCAAUUCUAGUCGUAAACAUGCCGGAAAUGGACGAGAGCUUCGAUGUUGUCCUGCAAAUCAUUGACUGGCUGAAUCCAGUCGAAAUCUACAAUCUGAGCAGAGCGAAUAAACAUUACUUUUCGCUUCUCGCGUUGCCUCUGACUCGGAAGAUGCUGCGCAAAACGAAGGCAUCGCGGAGCGGCGGGUCGUACCUGCAUCUUGCAGCAGCGAAAGGCGACAUCAGUUUACUGCAGCGACUAGUGAACGCAGGCGGUGAUCUCCAAGCUAUGGACACCUUACAAGACACCCCCCUCAUCCAUGCCAUACGGUCGGGAUUGAUUGAAACAUGCAAAUGGAUACUGGAGAUGGACCCUAGGACCAUCAAACACCCGUCUGAAAAUGAAUUGGAUCCGCUCCUUCACGCAGCCAAAUCCAAGCAGUGGAAUAUUGCCAGGGCAUUGGUCCUAACUGGCGCAGACGUACGUGCUAGCGGGCCCGGUUAUGGUUUCACUUGUCUUCACUACGCGGCAAAGGAUAGCCAAUACGAGCUUGCAUUGGCUCUUAUCGAGCGGGGUGCAGAUUUGGAAGCGAGAAAUUCACAUGGGAGUACUCCUUUAGCAAGGGCAGUGAAAUCCGAAGACGAGCAAAUGGUCCGGCUGUUACUGGAGGCUGGGGCAAAUGGCCGAGCAACUGAUAGGGAGGGACGAGGGAUGCUACACUUAGCAGCGACGGCGGGAAAUCUGACAAUCGCGGAGCUUCUUUUGAGCUUCGGUGUCGAUAUCCACUAUCAUGAUGAUCUCGGCAGGACUUCGCUUCAUUAUGCGGCGAAUUGGGAUCAAGAAGAUUUCUGCGCUUGGAUACUGAAUUCUAAGGAUCCCAUCGACAUUAAUGUCGCAGAUAAUCGGGGCAGAACGCCGCUUCACUGUGCUGCAUCGCAAGGAAUGCAUGAUAUCUCUAUGUUUUUACGUGGCCAUGGCGCAGAUUGCAGGCAAGCAGACUUGGACGGGCUCACCGCGAUAGACAUUGCGAUGAUGACCUGGCAUGGACAUCUUGCUCACUCAUUGGCUUCUGGAGAAACUAUUGUAGCUUCCUCGGACGAUUCAUGUUCGAGUGAAAAUAGCGUGAACGGAAUGGUCUGCCCAGAUUGAUUUAAAUGGAAAGAGGUAAUUUAGAUGUACAUUGGUGGGAUCCUGACUAUUGAUGGAGUUUUAUGCCUUUCGGCCGUGUUGGCUUCUGCAGGACCAGCGCCCUUCCGACUCCACUGCCCGCACCAAAACCCUGAAAAGGCUGACGAGGGAAAUAUGUUUCUCAUUGUUGCUGACGGAGUUCUUGGAUUAGAGAUUCACAUAACCUACAGCCCUGAUGAACAUCUGCGUCCUCUUCAACAAAAAACGUGAUGAUCCUCUUUCGGUAGAGUUCCUCCAUGUUGGGCUCUCUCGUAGCGUAAUGGAUCGGUGGCCUUCUUUGUCUUUAUGACACAUGUCUCCCCCGAGCUCGGAAAAGAAAUUGAUCACAUCGAUCAAUAACAACGGCGAUAUCAUAAAAUGAGCAAUACUUUGCCCCUUGUUGUUAAUUGCAUUCGGGUCACAGUCGGAGUCAACAAGUCAUUUGAAUAAAGGUCUGCGAUAGUCUGCAGCUUUUUAUCCGUAAAACCAUUGAUCGCUAGCCACCGAUGUAAGCGCUAUGGGAUCCACGGAAGAAUUGAAGAAACAAGGAGGCCAGAAAGUGACAGUUCGUUUCUUGGUUGAUGAGAUAAUGGGCAAUACGGAGUUUCGAUGAUCUUCAGCGACGAGCAAGUCCAAAAAGCCGACAGUUAUGGGAUUAAUCUGGGCAAGUCCACAUUCCUGCCUAUUUCGAGUUUUCUGAGAGCUCGAGGACCUGCUGCCUUGUUCCAACUGACGUCUGACCCACAGAAAAUGUUCAGGUGAUACUGUAAGCGAACUAAUCCACCCAACAAGAUAGCGUAUAUCUGGCAAUCAAGGUUGCAUACUCAAUUCCAACCAUGAGUCUACGACGAUGGGGGGUAGCCAUUUCCGUCUGGAUGAUGGGCACAGUCGGG
Molecule: messenger RNA, 2432 nt
Organism: Penicillium brasilianum
Lineage: Eukaryota; Fungi; Ascomycota; Eurotiomycetes; Eurotiales; Aspergillaceae
Source: the annotation of a GenBank genome assembly